AUUCAGAACUGAAAAUAAAAUUGAAUUUAAAGAAAAGAAAGAAAUUCGUAAAUAAUUGGAAGCAAUUGCAUUUCCCAUUGCUUCAGAUAUAUAUCUAAUCUGAUGAUCUUGAAUGGGAGAAGCUAAAGUGGAUUAAAGUUAAUGAAGAUUUUACUGCUUUCUUGUUGGAAUACCAGUUAGUUUGGACAAAAAGGAAGAAUCCUAUCAAAGAUUAAACACAUUCAGCGGCCUACAUUGGCAUUCAAACCUGUAGUUGGAAAAAGCUGUACUGCUGCUGCAGAAUUCCUUGUGGAUAAACGAACAGAUUUUGUAACUGAAGAUAGAGCCUUUCAGCCCUGUCAGGUUCAUAUUCUUUAAACUGAUAUAGAGUGAGAGUAUACAGACAAGAUUCUGCCAUCCAGUGGUUUACUGGUAUAAUUACUCACCAUGAGCUCUUCACCCAUACCAUGAUUGUUAGGAAUGACCAGGUACUAGAACCACAGAAUGUCGAUCCUUCUAUGGUUCAAAUGACCUUUCUUGAUGAUGAUGUUCACUCUUUGUUGAAAGGAGAAGACAUCGGCAUCUCGUCACGCUGUAGGUCUCACUCUACUCAAAGUAGCACCACUGUUGACGGUCAUUCUAUACGUGCUCAAGCUAGUAGCCCAAGGCCAGCUAUGAACUCCCAGGCUACAGGGCCCACACAGAAUAUAUUCCAGCAGCAGCAGCAGCAUCGAAGUACUCGACUGACCAAGAGGAGGGGCUCAGAUAGUAGUGGGCCAGAUGAAGAGAAGAUGAGGGAAGAGAAAUGUGGUUACCUAGGCUGUGGAGAAAAUCUUAAAAGCAAAAAUAAACACUUUCUUAACAAAAGAAGAAAAACUGAAGAUGAUGAAAAGAAGCUAAAUAUAAAAAGACUUCGAACAGACAAUAUGUCCGACUAUUCUGAGUGCAGCGACUCAGAAACUUCAAAUAAAAGAAUGACAGACCCACCUUAUAAUCCAAAUGCUGGAAAUGAGGUGAACAAAAACAAUUCUAAGAUCAACGGAGAUGAAGGAAAAUCCCAGCGUAGGGAGGGAGCAGAGGAACAAGCAGUAAAUAGUCAGUCUCUUUGGGGUCAAAUACAAGAAGCUAAGAGACAGGAAGAAGCAGAAAAUCUCAAGCCGCCCAGCUUUGAGCUGAAAGAAAACCCUCUUCUCAGCACCACAGAAAAGAUUAUGUUUUAUGAUCCAAAUGUCAGUGAUUUGCAUAGUCAGGAGCGCAAAACAGAGAGAGCACAUACUAUGGAAUUAUUACCGAAGGAGCAAUUUGUGUCCAAACCACCUACACCAAAAUGUGUUAUUGACAUUACAAAUGAAACCAGUUCAGAAAAGGUGGUUCAGGAAAACUCCACAAGGAUCUUUGGUUUUCAGGCACUUCAGAAAAUGGAGUCUCUUAGUAGUGACUCAAAACUUUUGUUUUCCAAUUCAAAAUUUUUAGAAACAAAAAAACCAGAACCUGAACAGAGCUGGGUUAGUAGCAUGGUACACAAAAUGGAUUUAGCAUCACCUGUUCUUAAGAACCCUUUUGCCAUAAGUGAGCCUCUGAUUAUUGAAAAAGAUAAAGAUUCAUUUUCAACAUAUCGCACUCCAGGAAAUGCAGCUGAAGACCACAAACCGCAUAAACCAAACCCACCUCCAGAGAUUCCGAAGCCGAAAUUCCCUCCUUCAGGAGAAAACCUCAAACCAAAAGCCAAUACCAUAUUUGAUGUUAUUCAAGCCAAAUUCCCUCGUAAUACUGAUUCUACGAAAUCUAAGGCCGGCUUCUCAAACAGUGGUCAUGCCGCUGGAGAGAGAAGGUUGACUCAUAAAACACAACAUGAUUUACCAAGAUCUAGUUUUCAUCCAGUUUCGACUCGUGGCUUAGAAACCGCCAAGAACCCUCUUAUUGAUAAAAAUGACCAUUUCACAGCUUACAGAGAUCCCGCACUCGCUGGACAAGAGUCAGGAACCAAUCACGUUCCAUCAUUCUUAAGCCAGCACACUUUCCCUCAUCAUUCUUCAUCCCACAGGACUUGUCACAAUCAGCCUACUUUAAGUGCCCCUACCCACUUGGCAGCUGGGUCUUCAAACCAAAGCCAGUUGCCUUCUCUUAGUCAUCCUUCCAAUAGUUCCGCCCACUCUUCUGUUCACCCUCACAUGGCUUCGACAGCGUUACCUGGAGUGCCUCCAGCCUCCUUACUAGGUGGCCCCUCACGAGUAGAGGCUGCUCACUCCAGCCACUUAGCGAUAGCUCACCACCAGCACCAGCAUCACCACCACCACCACCACCAGCAGCAGCCGCAGCCGCAGCAGCAGCAGCAGCCGCAGCCGCAGCAGCAGCAGCAGAUGCUACAGCAUUCAUCACCUCAUCUCCUUGGACAAGCACAUCCCCCUGCUUCUUCCUAUAAUCAGCUCGGACUCUACCCGGUUCUUUGGCAGUAUCCAAAUGGGCCCCCUCCCUACACGGCACUCAGCAUGCCCACUUCUAAAUGGCUCCAACAAGAAAAUGCAGCGAAUGCUGAAGCCUCCUUGCGGGGGAACACUCCCAGUCCUUGGUUACAUCAGCCCACCCCCGUGACCUCUGCUGAUGGGCUUGGGUUACUGAGUCACAUUCCUGUCAGGCCAUCCAGUGCGGAUCCUCAUCGGCCCCUUAAAAUGACAACUCAUCCUAGUCCACCGUUGUCAAAAGCGUUAGUAGAUCAUCACAAAGAAGAAUUGGAGAGGAAAGCUUUUAUUGAACCUCUCAGGGCUGUCGUUUCCAUGCCAGUCAAGAAUGAUUUGGAUCGAAUCCAGGUUGGACAAGACAGUCACUUACCGAGACCUUUUGUGGAUUCAAUGUUGAGUCAGUUCCAGAGGCCAGUUCAGGAUACUGGAGAGAGGAUGAACAAGUACAAAGAGGAACCCCGAAGGGUCCUCCAAGAAAGUGUCGAAGUCUCUCCCUUCACGACCAAGAUGAAGACUCUGGAGGGAGAGAGAGAGAGCUAUUCCAGAAUCACACCUUUGUCCUCUGCCAGCCCGAUAAGCCAAACCACCAAACAAGACAAAGACGGGGACCGCUCUGUGUCAGAACUGUAUAGUAUUAAGCCCUCUGCACCUCAGAGUAACUAUUUCACCACCAUAUCCAGCACCGUCGUGAAUGAACCACCACGAUCCUACCCAUCCAAAGAAGUCUCCGGUCUGUUCACCGAUAAGCAGAGUAACAACCCCUCAACGGUAGCCAGUCCUCAAGUCCUGACUUCAUUUAUGUCAUCACUUUCAAAGCCCCCGCCGCUGAUUAAACACCAACCAGAAGGCGAAGGCAUGGGAAGCAAGCUAGCAGAACAGCUUCCCCAGCAAAUGCCGUCUCACUCCGUAACUGCUUUUGGAAAUGACUGUCGGAGUCCUACCCAUUUGACAGUUUCUUCAUCAAAUCCAAUCCGGAGUAUGCCUGCAUUACAUAGAGCACCAGUUUUUCAUCCACCAAUCCAUCCCAGUCUGGACAGAAAGGAAAGCACCUAUAGCAGCCUUUCUCCUCCCACCUUAACUCCAGUUCUGCCAGUAAACGCUGGGGGAAAAGUCCAGGAAUUACAGAAACCUCCAACUCUAGUACCUGAGCCAAAAGACGCUCAGGCGAUUUUCAAGAAUGCUUCUGAACACAGUUUGUCUGAAAUGUGGAGAUCUAAUAAUGCCCCUGGCAGUGAUAAAGUGAGCUGGCACGUGGAGAAAAGCAUUGGAAAGGCACCGGUUGCCACAGCGUCUGUCAUUGUGUGUCCCCCUUCAAGUGGAAAGUAUGAGAGCGUGCCAGCGAUGCAGCCGGCUCCCAAGGAGCGAGGUAGUGAGAGAUCUUCAUUUGGGGUGAGUCCAGCCGAUGGCUGGAAACCAGUGGAAGCCCGAGAGGUUGGGAGAGUUAUUCUUCCCAAUUCAAACUUGGCCCUUCCUCCCACCCACUACGAGAAGAACUUUGAGGCUGCCCCCAAGGGCCGAACGUCCAGCUCCAUCAUCAAGCCUGCAACCCCUGGUUUAUGUAGCACCAAAAAGAACCUGACACCAGUCGCCACCACCACCGCCAGUGCCCCCAGCUGGGGUGCUUCAGAAGUAACAUUUUCGUUUUCUAGUACAGUUUUGACCCCCGCAUCUUUACAGUGUAUUUCUUCAAGAAGUGUUGUCCAGCCAACGACUCAUAUACAGGAAUGCAGAGUCAGCACCAUAAUUUCAAACACCGCGGUCACUAGCAAGAUAGGCUGGGAGGCCCAGCCCAGCUCUGAGUUCUCCAACACGCCUGAUUUUAUCCACUUAAAAAAACAUAAGGCUGUAAUGGCUGCAACUCAGUUUAAAAGUGGUAGUGGCAACGAGGCUGAGCCUGAUGCUGGAAGCAGCCCGCCAUGUUCAGCUCCCACUCCCCUCGAAAGUCCUGCCACCUGCAGUAUGGCAAACAAGGUGAACACUGUAGGCAGCGGGCAGAACUCCCAGACCAGUCAACCCAACUACCACACCAAGCUGAAAAAGGCCUGGCUCACCAGGCAUUCAGAGGAAGAUAAAAACAGCAACAAGAUGGAGAGUUCAGAAAACACCGUAUCAGAGAUCAUUAAACCAUGUUCAGUCAAUUUAGUAGCCUCCACAUCGAGUGAGAUACACAGCAGCGUGGAGAGUACCGUCCUGGAAGACAAACCUGCCAAAGAGGAUAAAACCAGCAGAAAGAAGAUGAAAAGGUCUUACGAGUCUGGCUCUGAGAGCGGCGGAGACUCGGAUGGAAGCGAGAGCAAGGCUGAGCAGAGGACCAAGCGCCAGCCCAAGCCGACCUACAAAAAGAAGCAGAACGAUUUGCAAAAGAGAAAGGGGGAACUCGAGGAGGAAGCAAGGCCUAACGGGGUUCUUGUCAGAAGCUCCCGAGAGAAGAAUAAGCUCAAGCUGCCAAGCAACAACAACAACAACAACGCCGGCAUCCCUCGUUCAGUAUUAAAGGACUGGCGUAAAGUGAAGAAGCUGAAGCAGACUGGCGAGUCCUUCCUGCAGGACGACUCCUGCUAUGAGAUAGGACCCAACUUGCAGAAGUGUAGAGAGUGCAGGCUGAUUCGAAAUAAGAAGGGGGAAGAGCCAACACACUCCCCAGUGUUCUGUAGAUUUUACUACUUCCGGCGAUUGUCAUUCAGUAAGAACGGAGUGGUUAGAAUAGACGGCUUCUCAUCUCCUGACCAGUAUGAUGACGAAGCCCUGAGUCUAUGGACCCAUGAGCGUUACGAUGACGACGAGCUAGACUUGGAGACUUCUAAAUACAUCUUGGGUAUUAUAGGCGAUAAGUUUUGCCAGUUAGUAACAUCAGAGAAAACAGCUUUGUCCUGGGUGAAAAAAGACGCCAAAAUUGCCUGGAAAAGAGCGGUGAGAGGCGUCCGUGAGAUGUGUGAUGCAUGUGAAGCCACAUUGUUUAAUAUUCAUUGGGUCUGCCAAAAAUGUGGAUUUGUGGUCUGCUUAGAUUGUUAUAAAGCAAAGGAAAGGAAGCGUUCAAGAGAUAAAGAGCUCUAUGCUUGGAUGAAAUGUGUCAAGGGACAACCUCAUGACCACAAACACUUGAUGCCGACUCAGAUCAUACCAGGCUCUGUUUUGACAGAUCUUCUCGAUGCGAUGCACAAUCUUAGAGAAAAAUUCGAUAUUCGGUCUGAUUGCGUUUGUACUGACAAGCAAAAUGUACAAGUUGAGACAAUUGCGGCAAUGAAUGGAGUGCCUCAGGUUUUGCAAAAUGUUCAUGAUGACAAUAACACAGUUUCUCUGUGCAUGCCUGAGUCUCAGCAGCAGAAUUCCCCUCAAAAGUCUGAGACUAAUGGUAAUACCAGCCCCAGGAGUGAUGUAAGCACAGACAGCAAGUUAACUCCUCCGGAAUCCCAGUCCCCGCUACACUGGCUAGCAGAUCUUGCUGAACAAAAAGCCAGAGAAGAAAAGAAAGAAAACACGGAAUGUCCCCUUGGAAAACAUAUAAAAGAAGAAAGUGAUCAAGAUAUUCCUGAUUCUCCAGACUGCAAAACUCCCCCUGCUGUGUCCCAGAACAAUGAACAAGGGUCCACCUUACGGGACUUGCUGACUACAACGGCAGGCAAGCUGCGUGUCGGCUCUACGGAUGCAGGCAUUGCCUUUGCGCCGGUAUAUUCUACAGGAGCCCCAAGUGGCCAAAGUGAAAGGACUGUGCCAAACAUUCUUGAUGACAUCAUUGCUUCGGUUGUUGAAAACAAGAUUCCACCACAUAAAGCCUCCAAGAUAGAAGAAGAAGAAGACGACGACGAUGAAGAAGUAGAAAUCAUAAAAGUAAUAGAAGGAAGAGGAAAAGGAGGAGUAGGAGGAGGAGACCGAGAUCGAGAUCCCGAAGAUGGCCAGCCAGCUGCUAUGGACGAGAGUGAUCAACUAUCAGAGGGUGUGCCACACUCGUGGAUGUGUGAGAAACACGUCUUGUGGCUUCAAGAUCACAAGAAUCUUGAUAAUUGGAAGCUUUUCAAACAGUGCUGGAAACAAGGACAGCCUGUGGUGGUUUCUGGUGUCCACAAGAAAAUGAACAUCAGCUUGUGGAAAGCAGAGUCAAUUAGUCUUGAUUUUGGAGACCACCAGGCAGAUCUCCUGAAUUGCAAAGACAGCAUUAUUUCAAAUGCCAACGUUAAGGAGUUCUGGGAUGGUUUUGAAGACAUUUCAAAACGGCAAAAAAUAAAAAGUGGAGAAACGGUUGUUUUAAAAUUGAAAGACUGCCCUUCAGGAGAAGACUUCAAAACCAUGAUGCCAGCAAGAUAUGAAGAUCUGUUUAGAAGCCUGCCAUUACCAGAAUAUUGUAAUCCUGAAGGAAAAUUCAAUUUGGCCUCCCAUUUGCCAGGAUUUUUUGUUCGUCCAGACCUAGGACCCAGAUUGUGUAGUGCAUAUGGUGUGGCUGCUGCUAAGGAUCACGAUAUUGGAACAACAAAUCUCCACAUUGAAGUUUCUGAUGUUGUAAACAUUCUGGUUUAUGUUGGCGUAGCAAAAGGAAAUGGAGUGCUCUCAAAAUCAGGUGUACUAAAGAAAUUUGAGGAGGAAGACCUGGACGACCUUUUAAGGAGAAGGCUGAAAGACUCCAGCGAGACCCCGGGUGCUCUGUGGCACAUCUACGCGGGCAAAGAUGCGGACAAGAUCAGAGAGUUUCUCCAGAAGAUUACAAAAGAACAAGGCCUUGAAGUCCUGCCAGAGCAUGACCCCAUUCGUGACCAGAGCUGGUAUGUGAACAAAAAACUCCGCCAACGACUGCUGGAAGAGUAUGGUGUGAAAACAUGCACAGUGGUCCAGUUUCUGGGGGAUGCGAUCAUCUUGCCGGCUGGUGCGCUGCAUCAGGUGCAGAAUUUUCACAGCUGCAUUCAGGUGACUGAAGACUUUGUGUCUCCGGAACAUCUUGUACAAUCAUUUCACUUGACACAGGAACUGAGGCUGCUGAAGGAGGAAAUCAACUAUGAUGACAAACUGCAGAUCAAAAACAUCUUAUACCAUGCAGUUAAAGAAGUGGUGAGAGCUCUGAAGAUGCAUGAAGAGGAAAUGGAAGAGAUGGAGGAGAGCUGAGCGCUGCUGGCUUGGCCCAGGGCUCGCCAGCCCUCGAAUGAAGAGCAGCGAGCACUCAAGCGGGAGCUUCACAGGACCGCCCGUGCCGCGACGCAGCCUGAGCACCUGCUCGUCCUGGCUCUGCAGCCGCGCAUUUGUUUGUCAGAGCUUCCGCGGUUUGGUGUUCGUUAUGGAAUUAGGCGCAGCUCCGCGCUGCCGCCUCUGUAUUAUAGUGUACAUGGAGUUUGUGAAAACGUCAGAUGUAAACGAUGUAUUUAUUUUUGAAAACCAAAAUGCAGAACUCUAUGCUAUAUUGUUGAUCAGAUGUAAAUGUGUUCUUGUACAGUUUGCUAAAAUAACUGAUAUUUUUCACUACAUCGAGACAGUUACUGUGAGAGGAGUACACAAACACCAGCUAUUGCCUGCGGUGGGAAAUUGCUGAAUCGCACAGCAGUCAUGUCAUCAUCUGAGAUUUACUGCCAAAUAAAUGUAAAGUUUGUAAAGUACAAAGUAUAUAAAGUAGAUAUUAAAUACAGACACUUCAAUACUUUAUUGGAGGUAUUCAGUGUACAAUUAAACAUUUUCAAAAGGUGUAAUUUAUUUAAAAUUGUCUCAUUUUGGUAAAAUUUAUGUGGAACUUUUAAAGCUUAAUAUUAAACUUAAUAUGCUAUGUAAAUAUAUACAUAUAUACAUUCAAUGAUGUAUUUUUUUAAACAUUGGCUUGCUUUAUUUGUUAAAGUGCAAGUGUUACACAUGGCUUUGUACAUUGACGUUGAAAGGGGUUUUACAUUUUCCAUUAAAAUGACUUUAUCAGAUCUUGGCUUGCUGUCUAUUUCUCCAGUCUGUGCACUGGAUGGUGGUGGUGGAAAGAGUAUUCUGGAGAUUGUUCGAUGUUUUUCAUUUUCAUGCUUUUGCCCGCUCUAGUUUUCUUGUGAAGCUUCUAACUUGGAAAUAGACUAAUUGCCAAUUUGUGUCGGACUACUUGAUGAAGAAUAUGGGUCAUUUGAGUGUCUUAUGUUUCUGUUCUUUAUUCUGUGGGGUAACCUUAAUUGGCAGGGGGGAUUCACUUCUAAACUACCAAAAGUUUGAUAUCUGAGAAUAAAUUAAAAUAGAUUUUUAAAAGCA
Molecule: messenger RNA, 8633 nt
Organism: Vombatus ursinus (common wombat)
Lineage: Eukaryota; Metazoa; Chordata; Mammalia; Diprotodontia; Vombatidae
Gene: JMJD1C
Product: jumonji domain containing 1C
Exons: 25
Coding region: 447-7529 (2360 amino acids)
Biological process (GO): regulation of transcription by RNA polymerase II
Cellular component (GO): histone deacetylase complex; chromatin
Molecular function (GO): histone H3K9 demethylase activity; transcription coregulator activity; chromatin DNA binding
Source: RefSeq, a predicted model, not a curated record